Megalops cyprinoides (Indo-Pacific tarpon) is the source of this 2545-nucleotide messenger RNA. RefSeq names its product copine Va (gene cpne5a). The transcript has 20 exons. Bases 452 to 2158 code for a protein of 568 amino acids. Gene Ontology annotation, cellular component: plasma membrane. NCBI's taxonomy places the organism in Eukaryota, Metazoa, Chordata, Actinopteri, Elopiformes, Megalopidae. Gene Ontology annotation, molecular function: calcium-dependent phospholipid binding. Gene Ontology annotation, biological process: cellular response to calcium ion. The record is from RefSeq and is a predicted model, not a curated record.
UGGAACACAAACGAGCCGUGACGACUGAUUAAUGGCUUCAGCUACGAGGAGCAGCGGCAGCCCGCAUGUAGAAGAAUGUGAAGGGGGUGGAGUUCGCAGCUUUCACUCCUCCGACGGCUCAUUGCGAGAAGAGAGCUUUCUUUGCAGAACACGGUGAAGUACUUGGCGCACAAACAGGCUACGACCUUCCUCCCCCAUGUAUUCAAUUACAGUUUCAUCACAGGCGUCUGUCACUGACUCUGAGCUUUCUGCCUGGUAUUCCUAGCUGUUUUAUAGUUUGAAAGAACACUUUUGGUGACGCUCAGUCAAUCGGCUCAGACGUUUGUUUCUCCUGACGUUCUACAGCGGUCUCUCCGUUUGACCGAAGGCGUGCGAUUUGUGGAUCUGCUCCAGGGACUUAAACGGGGCCAGGCUGUGCGAACUAGCGGGCUACCCCGAGUCCCGGGCGCUCAUGGAGGGAGACGUUAUGGACAAACUGGACGACAUGGCUUCGGUCUGCGAGUUCGACCCUAUCACGGGAAGCAUUCCUGCCACCAAAGUGGAGAUCACCGUUUCAUGCAGGAAUCUUUUAGAUAAAGAUACGUUCUCCAAAUCGGAUCCAUUAUGUGUCUUGUAUACCCAGGGAGUGGAAUCCAAGCAGUGGAGAGAGUUCGGAAGAACGGAAGUGAUUGACAACACCCUGAACCCAGACUUUGUCAGGAAGUACAUCCUCGACUACUUCUUUGAGGAGAAGCAGAACCUUCGCUUCGACUUAUAUGAUGUUGAUUCCAAAAGUCCUGAUCUGUCAAAACAUGACUUCCUGGGUCAGGUGUUUUGUACCCUUGGAGAAAUAGUGGGGUCGCCAGCCAGUCGCCUGGAGAAGCCACUUGGUGGGAUCCCGGGGAAGAAAUGCGGCACCAUCAUCCUGUCUGCGGAAGAGCUGGGGAACUGCAGAGACAGUGCCACGAUGCAGUUUUGUGCCAACAAACUGGACAAAAAGGACUUCUUCGGGAAGUCCGACCCCUUCAUGGUCUUCUACAGGAGCAACGAAGAUGGAACAUUCACCAUCUGCCACAAGACGGAGGUGGUGAAGAACACACUGAACCCCGUGUGGCAGCCCUUCUCCAUCCCCGUGCGUGCGCUCUGCAACGGCGACUAUGACAGGACGAUCAAGGUGGAGGUGUACGACUGGGACCGGGACGGCAGCCACGACUUCAUCGGAGAAUUCACCACCAGCUACCGAGAGCUGGCACGUGGCCAAAGCCAGUUCAAUGUGUACGAGGUUGUGAAUCCUAAAAAGAAAAUGAAGAAAAAGAAAUAUGUCAAUUCUGGAACGGUGACACUGCUGUCAUUCACAGUGGAAUCUGAGUACACUUUCCUGGACUAUAUCAAAGGAGGGACCCAGAUCCACUUCACUGUGGCCAUUGACUUCACCGCCUCUAACGGUAACCCCUCCCAGUCCACGUCUCUGCACUACAUGAACCCGUACCAGAUGAAUGCCUACGCCAUGGCGCUCAAGGCUGUGGGUGAGAUCAUUCAGGACUACGACAGCGACAAGAUGUUCCCUGCACUGGGAUUCGGCGCAAAGCUGCCCCCGGACGGCCGAGUGUCUCACGAGUUUCCCCUGAAUGGCAAUGUUGAAAACCCAUACUGCAAUGGGAUGGAGGGGAUUUUGGAGGCCUACCACCAGAGUCUUAAGACGGUCCAGCUCUAUGGACCAACCAACUUCGCCCCAGUUGUCAAUCAUGUGGCCAGGUAUGCUGCAGCAGUGCAGGACGGCUCGCAGUACUUCGUCCUCCUCAUCAUCACCGAUGGUGUCAUAUCAGACAUGGCCCAGACCAAGGAGGCCAUCGUAAACGCUGCUAAGCUGCCCAUGUCAAUCAUCAUUGUUGGAGUGGGACAGGCUGAGUUUGAUGCCAUGGUGGAGUUGGAUGGUGAUGAUGUCAGGAUCUCCUCGAGGGGGAAGCUGGCGGAACGGGACAUUGUCCAGUUUGUGCCAUUUCGGGACUACAUGGACCGCACAGGUAACCACGUGCUGAGCAUGGCUCGACUGGCCAAGGAUGUCCUUGCUGAGAUUCCGGACCAGUUCAUAUCCUACAUGAAGUCCCGGGGUAUCAAACCCAACCCAGCCCCGCCCCCCUACACUCCCCCCGGACACACCAUGCACACGCAGAUCUGAGCCACCUUGUCGGGAUCGGUGAGGGGGCGUGACCAUAUGGAGCCCCUUGGAACUCUGGGAUCACUGUGGCAAUGGAACCAGUCCCACAGGAUCUUGCUGAACCUGACGUUCAACGGCACAGUUUUGCUUUUCUGUUCAAUAUUUUAUGUUCUGUUUUGAAAUUUGUUUUAUCAUGGUGAGACAGAAACGAAGGGAUUUCUUUGCUCUGAUGUUUUUGGUGGCUUGGAGAGAUGUGACCAUCAGGGAGAUUUCUUCUUUUUAAGUUUCUUUUGUGGGGAAGAGCACAUAUGGAGAACAGGAGGGGCGGAGCAGGAGAAGGAGAAGGGGGGGGAUGGAGGGCUGGUGUCAGUGGUUUACAGUCUUGGCUGUCUGUGGUUGUCUAAAUGU